Molecule: messenger RNA, 2685 nt
Organism: Didymosphaeria variabile
Lineage: Eukaryota; Fungi; Ascomycota; Dothideomycetes; Pleosporales; Didymosphaeriaceae
Exons: 3
Coding region: 1-2685 (894 amino acids)
Source: RefSeq, a predicted model, not a curated record
AUGACCAGCCCACCGUCAAUUCCAACUUUCGAAGAAUGGAGGGAGAAGCACAAGGAAACACCGCAAAGCACGAGGCGCUCAAAACGAAGCCAUGGCAAUGUCUACAACCCCUUCUCUGAGCCUCUGCCUGGCCACAAGUUCUUUCGGUUGGAUCGCAAAGCCAUUGACAAGGGGUUUAACAAGAUCUCAGCAGCAGUACUCGAGACUCUUUCAGGAGCAAGGCCACAAGACAAGCAACUCGCAGCCGUACAAUCACUCGCUCGUCGUCUGCAAACCGUCAUUGUCCCGGAGACAUUAGAUGUCGCCGUCGUGGGAGAGCAAGGUACGGGAAAGAGCCUUGCUAUCAAUGCCUUGCAGCACAGGCCGAGGUUGUCGACGACAUCUGCCAGCGGCGGCGCAUGUACGGCUUCGGCUAUCAGAUUCUGUUACAAGCCAGAUGCUCCCGAAUUUGCCGACAGCUUUGAUGCGAAGAUCAAGUUCAUGAGUGACGAAGAGUUGACCGAGAGUAUCCAAGAGCACAUCGAUCGCUAUUACCAUUUCCACUUCUCCGGCAAUGUGGAUGAAGAAACGUAUUUCGAAGAUCAGCGUGUAGCUAAAGAUGCUGGAGCCUUUUUCAACGUGCUGCACAAUGCGAAGUAUGAUCGUGAAGCCGCAUCCCAGCUGAAUACUCUUCUCACGGCCGACAACAUCAAGGGCCAAAACCUUCUGAAUGCCACAAUGGCGAUGGCCCAUAGACGCAUCGACGAAACGAGUUCGCAUUGGUCAACGACCGAGGAGCGAACGAUAGUGUUCAAGGACCAGACGAUCAAGAUCUUGAUGGAAGAGGUGGAAAAGUACAUGGCCCGGUGCCCUUCUAUGCCGUCAUUAUGGCCUAUUGUGCAAAGCCUGGAUAUUCUUCUCUGGUCUCUUCUGGCAAAGCACGGUGUCAAUCUUCGCGACCUGCCUGGCUUGAACGAUGAGAACCAAAUACGCACAGCAGCUACAAAUACGUUUCGACGUAAGGCUGGUUACGAAAUGAUUUUCGCUAGGGCAGACCGGGUAACUACCGAUGCCAAUGUACACAGGUACAUCAGACAGUCUAUCAAGGCUCAUGGGGCAAAAGCGACGAUCCUGAUUCUGACGAAGAAAGAUGAAUACCUCUUGGACACCAAUUCAGUGGAAAAUGUCAUAACAACACACAUGGCCGAACCAUUCGUUACCAUUCGAAACCACCUAGAUUCGAAUGCAAACACGAUGGCGGGAUUACCGGAGGACGAUGAAGCUGCCGACGCAGAGUACGAUGAUCGCCAGGCUUACCAGGCUCAUCUAGAAAACAUCGCAAAGCUCGCGUUCAUCGAACAUCGUGCUGCAGACGUAGCGGAGGAGAUGAAAGCAAAGUUCAAAGAUGUGGAUCCAAACCCUAUCUCAGUCUUCUCUAUCUCCGCUUCCAUGUACAUUGAGUGGAUGAAACAGGGUCGCUUGAAACAGCCCCUGAUGUCCCCCAAAGAGACAGGUGUACCUGGCGUUCGACAAUACCUGCUACAGCUCUGUGCUGAACCGAAUCUCAAAAUCUACAAAGACCAUGCCUUCGACAAGAUGGACGAUCUUCUAAACAAGUGUCGGGGUAUUGCCGACGUAGAAAAGAAAGACGAAGGCUAUGCUCUAUUGCGCGCUCGCUUCGCCGAGGUAGUUGCCGAUAUUCGCGAGCGAUUCGCGCGCAUGUUCAACGAGUUCAUCGAAUACAUCAUCGAAAGGGUUUUUGAUGAUGAAGGCGAGAAGCAAGCGCGCAUGAAAGAGCUUCUGCGAAUUGUGGAUGGGUGGGGAUACGGCUCGCAGUGGAACACUUACCGAGCUUGUCUGAUGCGAAAGGGCAUUGGCUGGUCUGGAGCUGCGAAGUAUAAGAAUACCGAGAAUCCGACCGGUAGGUACAACUGGAACGAAGACCAGGGCAACGUGAUCCUUGAAGACAUGAAUGAUUGGAAGGACCGAAUGGACGGCGCAGUUGAGACGCUUGCACAAGAUCUCGACGAGACUAUUGAUUCAGUUUGCCAAGACAUUCAGAAGUGCAUCGAGACAUCAUCUCUCCCUCCGAAACUCCGCGACGACGCCAUCAAACAGUGGGAGGGGUGCCAGAAGAAGGUCUGGAAUGUCGAAUUGUAUGAGAAUUUCUAUGACGCGGUGAAAGCCACCCACCAGUACGCCACCACUGAGACGGACGUCCGCUGUAUGAACGCAAAACUCAACGUGGAAUACUACAAGCGCGUCUACGACAUCGAUACCUGGUCCCAGGGCAAGUUUCCGCAUCGGUUCGCCGCGCAGAAGAUCAAGAUGCACGACCUAAUGAGCAACCCUGACGAGCACGGCCGAACCCUCAUCGACAGAAUCGAGCACGCCGUCACACGGCAGUCGAAGAAGGACCUCAGAGGCGCCUUCGACGAAUUCCUCGUUGAAGUCAUGAAGAAUAUUGAGGCCUUCGACGAGCACAUCAGUGACCGCGCACCCCUGGACUACAAACUGACAGAUGCGGACCGCCAGCUACGCGAAGAUAUAUUGAAGCGUAUUCCGGAGCUGGAGACUAUGGUUGAGGUUGUUCGCGCCAAGUUCAGCGACGAAGCGCUGCUCACAGAGCAGGUUGAGCUAUCUACGAACCAUAGUAAGGAGGGCGAGCCAGCGCAGAAGAAGAUGAAAGUUGAGGCGGAUGACUAG